Molecule: messenger RNA, 468 nt
Organism: Lasiosphaeria miniovina
Lineage: Eukaryota; Fungi; Ascomycota; Sordariomycetes; Sordariales; Lasiosphaeriaceae
Exons: 1
Coding region: 1-468 (155 amino acids)
Source: RefSeq, a predicted model, not a curated record
AUGCGACACACCAGGAAUGGGACGGGACCGCCGUCGGGCCAUGAGACCGCCUUGCGCAAGGCGACCUGGCCCUGGGGUGCGCUGCUGCGCGUCCUCGGCGUCCUGGCAACCGUGGCCAUUGUCCGAUUCCUGCACCGCGGAUACCAAGUCAGGACAAAGAUGCGGCGUCUGCAGGCGCAGGGCAUCCCCACGCUGCCACACUCGCUGCUGUCCGGCCACAUCCCACUGCUGCUGCGGUUCCGCAGUCUGCACCCAGCCGACGCACACUUCAACACCCUGACGACCUGGCUCGCCACCAACUGCACUCACUGGCUGCCAAAGUGCCCUAACGGACCCCGGCCCGCGCUGUACCUCGACUUCUGGCCCAUCUUUCCCGAUCCCAUGCUUCUCGUCUUCGACCACGCUCUCGCCUCCCAGUUCACCCAGGCUCAUGCUGUUCCCGCAGGGAGGGGAGAGUGGCUAUGGUAG